CGAGAAGCAGAGCGAGGGGGUGAGGACGAUCCCACCUUCCACAUCUGCUUUCCUGGUUUGCAGCGUAGUCCUCUGCCUUCCAGGAGUCUGGCGUCGUCACUGUAGCCCUGGAAGAUAGAUCUCCCUGAAGGGGCCUCUCCUUCCAGAGGUCAAGAAGGGUUAAGAAGAAGGUGUUGGGGGCCUACCUCCUCACCCAGCUCAGAAAGGACUUAUCUUACUUCUCAGCUGGACCUCGUUCCAACUCUGUGAAGGUGGAUCUACAGAGAACCAGAGGACACCACCAAGAGGAGCCCAGAGCAGCGCUCAGGCAGUUGCCCCAGCCCAGGGCCAGCGCCUGCUCAUCAGGAAAGGCAGCCUCAUGCUGGGCCCUCACUUCCCACCACAGCCCCUGGGGCCUGGAGAAGGGAGGCCUACCCCCUGCACCUUCCAGAUCCCCGAUGGGAGCUACAGGUGCCUGGCCCUGGAGGCCGAGGAGAGCGGCAGUGAAGAGGGCCUGCAGGGAGAGGCGGGGCCCAUGGACCUGGAAGACAACAAGGUGGCCAGCAGCAACAGCAGCAGCAGCAGAGACAACUCUGCCUGCAGAGCCACCCAAGGGCUGCCACAGAUGUCCAGAGCCCUGGGCAUUCAGCCAUCCAGCUGCUCCAGGGAAGCACGAGAGGGGUCCCAGCAUGACAACAGGGCCAACCAGGAUUGGGAUAUGGUGAAGGCCCGGCAGGUGGUGACAGUCAGCCCCAGCCCCGGCCCUGGGCCCAGGGUGGCCCAGAAACCAGCACUGGGCCGGAGCACUAGCUUCACUGAGAAGGAUCUGAAAGAGGCCAAGGCUCUGAGCCAGCAGAUUGCAGCCCAGCUGACCACCCCUCCCAGCUCCAAUUCCCGAGGCGUCCAGCUCUUCAACAGGCGCCGGCAGAGAGUGAACGAGUUCACUUUGGAAAGCCACGGCCAGAGGGUACAGAAGCCUGGCCAGGAGUCCCCCAGAGAGCCCUCUGCAAGCCCCCCAGGCCAUGCCCCAGGUCUCAACUUGAGUUCCACCUUGCUGCCCAAGCCAGGCCCUUCCAGGCACCCAGACCCUGAGACCCGCCACAGAGGGGUCUCUGCACCCAGGAUGGAGGGGUACUCAGAAGAGACCAGCCUGCUGCAGCACCUGGAGAAGAUGGCCAGUGAGGAGGAAGAGGUACCACUGGUGGUUUAUUUAAAGGAGAACGCAGCCCUGUUGACGGCCAAUGGGCUUCAUCUGUCCCAGAACAGAGAGACCCAAGAGUCCUCGCCCAGCCCUCCUCCAGCGGAAGUCCACAGCCCAGCUACAGAUGUCAACCAAAACCUUUCCUCGCCCAGUGCCGUGCUCACCACACCAGCUCCUAACAGCAACCGCAACCUGCCAGCCACCGAUGUCAAUCAGAACCCCCCAGCAACCGUCACCCCCCAGAGCCUGCCGUGUUCUAGCACCCAACAGAAUUCCCCUGAGGCACAGUGCUCACAGAAUGGCACGGUGCCAGAUUCCAAACCCAGCACCCUGUGUGCCGAUGGGCAGCCCCAGGCACCGCUGGAGGAGGUGAGAUCCGGUAUGCUCCUGAUUGACAAGGUCUCGACUCCACCUUCUGCCACCAGCACCUGCUCCAGAGAAGCUACUCCCAUCCAGGGCUCUGGGCCGCUGACCUCAGAUUUCAUGUCCAGCUCCCUGCUCAUCGAUGUGCAGCCCAGCACCCUAGUGAUGUCAACGGAACAAGAGAUGACUGCCCGGCCAGCAGCCACUACACCCACCAAGGUGUACAGCGAGGUCCAUCUCACGCUGGCCAAGCCCCAGUCGGUGGUGAACAGGACGGCCAGGCCUUUUGGGAUCCAGGCACCAGGGGGCACUAACCAAAUAGAGCGGAGCCCCAUGCUGGAGAGACGACACUUUGGGGAGAAGGCCCCUGCUCCCCAGCACCCCACCAUGGUAGAUAGGAGUCCCCGGCCACAGAGACAUGUCAUGUCCCACAGCCCCAUGGUGGAAAGGAGGCUGGUGGGGCAGCGAAGCCCGGCCUUGGAGAGACGCCCCUUGGGGAACUUCACCCCACCGCCCACCUAUGCAGAGACCUUGUCCGCGGCACCCCCGGCUUCCCGGGUUAGGUCUCCCCCGUCUUAUUCUGCCCUGUACCCUAGCUCCGACCCCAAGCCUUCUCAUCUGAAGGGCCAGGCGGUUCCCGCCAGCAAGACGGGCAUUUUGGAGGAGUCGAUGAUCCGCAGAGGCAGUCGAAAAUCCAUGUUCACCUUUGUGGAGAAGCCAAAGGUCACCCCCAAUCCAGACCUGCUGGACCUGGUACAGACCGCGGAUGAGAAGCGGAGGCAGAGGGACCAAGGCGAGGCCGGUGUGGAGGAGGAGCCCUUCGCGCUGGGGGCGGAGGCGUCCAACUUCCAGCAGGAGCCAGUCCCUCGGGACAGGGGCAGCCCUGCAGCCGCGGAGGAGGCUGUCCCCGAGUGGGCUUCCUGCCUCAAGUCGCCCCGUAUCCAGGCCAAGCCCAAGCCCAAACCCAACCAGAACCUCUCGGAGGCCUCCGGGAAGGGGGCUGAGCUUUACGCCCGCCGCCAGUCGCGGAUGGAGAAGUAUGUCAUUGAGUCUUCAGGCCACACUGAGCUGGCCCGCUGCCCUUCACCCACCAUGUCCCUGCCUUCCUCCUGGAAAUACUCCACGAAUGCCCCCGGCUUCCGAGUGGCAUCCCUAAGCCCAGCGCGGACGCCCCCUGCCUCCCUCUACCAUGGCUACCUGCCUGAGAAUGGGGUCCUGCGUCCAGAGCCCACCAAGCAGCAGCCCCCAUACCAGAUGCGGCCCUCUCUCUUUGUCCUCUCACCCAUCAAGGAACCUGCCAAGGCCUCCCCUCGAGCUGCCUCAUCAAGAGCUGCCUCCUCAAGAGCCUCUUCACCAAGAGCCGCCUCCCCUGCCAAGCCCAGCUCCCUGGACCUAGUGCCCAACCUGCCCAAGGCGGGUCUCCCACCGUCUCCUGCACUGCCUCGGCCUUCGCGAUCCUCCCCAGGCCUCUACACCUCACCUGGCCAGGACGGCCUCCAGCCCACUGCCGUGAGCCCCACCUAUAGCAGCGAUAUCUCCCCCGUGUCUCCCUCCCGGGCAUGGUCUCCCCGCGCCAAGCAGGCUCCCAGGCCCUCCUUCUCUACCCGGAACGCAGGGAUCGAGGCUCAGGACCGCCAAGAGAGCCUGCCCAUUUCCCCGCCCUGGACGCCCAGCGCGUCCCGGCCCCCCAGCAGCCUGGACGGCUGGGUGAGCCCAGGACCGUGGGAGCCGGGCCGCGGGAGCAGCAUGGGAAGCCCCCCGCCGCUGCCGCCGCCGCCCAUGUCUCCCUCGUGGAGCGAGCGUUCAGUAUCUCCGCUGAGAACCGAGACCGAGGUGCGUCCGCCCAGCCGCCAGCUGCAAGCGCUCCUGGCGCGAAACAUCAUCAACGCGGCCCGGCGCAAGAGCGCCUCCCCGCGGCCAGCGGGCGUCGAGAGUCUGAGGCCCUUCUCUCCUCCCGGGGUGCCGCCGCCGCCGCCGCCGCCACCGCGCAUGCGCUCGCCGCAGCCCACCCGCUCCAACCCAGGGGUAUCGAGGGGGGCGGCGUUCACGCCCAUUCCGCCGAGCCCCUUGCUGGCCGGGCCCGGGUCCUGCGCCAGUCCCCGGAGCCCAGUGCCUGCGCCGCCUAGGCCCUUUCCCUAUCGCCGCUCACCCACGGACUCCGACGUGUCCCUUGAUUCCGAGGACUCUGGAGUUAAAUCGCCUGGCAUCCUCGGCUACAACAUCUGUCCCCGAGGAUGGAACGGUAGCCUGAGGCUCAAACGCGGCAGCCUCCCCACCGAGACCUCCUGCACCACCUAAAGCCCCACCCGGGAGGGCCCAGCAGUAAGAGAAGUCAUCAGUGUUGGGGAAUCCCCGCACCACGACCCCAACGGAUCUGGCCUCAUUGAAUAGCCCCAGAGCUAAGUGGUCAGAAAAGAGCGUUUUGGGCUCUUGGAUGGAGUAGGUACCCAAGCUUGGGUUUUAAUCCAGGCUGUAUCAUUCAGUGGUAUGACCCUGGGCUAGACCUUUCCUCCGUCUGACCCUCAGCUUUCUCAUCUGUUUAAUGCAGCUUUGGACAAGGCCGUCGCCAAACAUCUAAAUUUCUCCUUCUUUCAAACACACACACACACACACACACACACACACACACACAGACGUGCCUUGGAGGGUUCAGUUGUGCAUAUGGACCCUUGGACUUGCUGCAUUCCAGGGUUCCACACCCCUUCUUGGCUCUUUGCUCUCUGGAGCAAAUAAGGGGUAUAUUCAUAAGAACCUAGGCUAUGUCCCCAGUCCAGGCCCUGACUUGACCACCCACCUCCCUGGCACCAAGUCCCAGGCAGGAGCAGCUGUUUUCCAUCACUUCUCGGACAAGCUCUAUUUUUACCCAGUGACCUUUAGAGAGAUCUCCCAAGCCAGCUCAAGGUGCCUUACUAGUUCCUCUGGAGAAAAGGAGCAGGAAGAUUCUUCCUGGGUCUUGUCACACUACUUUCUCCAUCCCAGGUCAUCUCUUCUGCAGCCAGGACAAUAAUUUUCUGCAGUCUUGGGCCUCCAACCUGCCUGUCUUCUGGGCCUGUUCAUGGCAGGUUCUGGUCUCAAAGCUGGGCUGAAGAGAGAAGAAGAAAUAGAGUUACCCUCUGGCCUUACCUAUUGCCCUCAGUUUGGAGCUGCCCAUUUGGAAAGAGAGAGGCAAAAAGUACCUUGUUAUAGAAAGUAUGCAAGCCAGGAUGCACAAAGGAGAGUCUAACAGGAGAUAGAUUGUCUCAGAUCACCUCCAAGGGCUCUCCCAGUCCUCAGAUGCGUUACAUGGUAUUAGGAAGUGGGAAGGGUGGUUGUCACAGAUCUGCUGAGCUUGAAUUCAGGGGCAGAUGAGCUUAGGUAGUAAGUGAAGGAUUAGGCCAGAGUCAGCCUAGGUUCUGGCCACUUAGGAAGUGCCUCCCUCUUCAGUUUUAGGCCACAGCCCCAGUGUCCUUAUCAUAACCAGAGGAGUGGGCACUGUCCCACCCAACUCUUUAUCAUUGCAGUCUGGCCUAGCUCAUGCCUGGUCCCAGUGACCUUGAGGAGCCUAGCUACAGGCCCUAGCCAUCCUUCUUAGCUGAUUCUAGUCCCUAGGAGGGAACUGGAGAGGAAUGUGGCUGUUCUGUAGUUUCCAGAGCUGAGUGGUGGGGUCCUCUAGAAGUUCAGAUGAUCAGAUUCAGAAUACUUUGCCAGGAUGCAGCAGAAUGGUAGCUGAAACUGGUUGAGCAUCAAGUAUAUGUAGGAGAAAGAAUAUUAGGAUGUUGCUAAAGGUGAGGAACAGUAUGAUUUGGGGUUAAGGGUAGACUUACCCACCCAGCAGAGUAACAUUAGUCAUAGAAUCUUCCAUGUAAGGCUAGGGAAAGCAAGGGUCAUGAUGGAAGAGAAUCAGGAUUGGGAUGGGGCACACUUUGGAAUAAAGGAGUGAUCCCAGAGGGUUCUUAGGGCCUGGGGACAUAUGCCCUGUUGGUAGGAAGAUGAGAUGGGACUCCUCCUCAUUUAAUAAGUGACUACAUUUAUCAAAGCCCCCUACCUGCAGGGACCCUUGUAGCAUAGGAAACCAGGGCUAUGAGUACCUCCUCCUAGAGAAGAGAAACUGAGGCCUCUGGCUGAUGCAGUGGCAAAGAGGAACCAUUUCUAACUGCAUUUCUCCACAGAGCCAGCAGGAGGCAGCCUUGGGAAGCUGCAGUUCUUUCUCUGACUGUUCUCUCCUUAGGAUUGCCUUCUCCCUGACCCUCUCCUCUAACCGUUAUAAGAGAUUGCUUGUGUACUGCCUCUAACCUCCAGUAGAAUUCAGCUAAAUAAAUGCUUCCUGCAUUCUUC
Molecule: messenger RNA, 5857 nt
Organism: Ictidomys tridecemlineatus (thirteen-lined ground squirrel)
Lineage: Eukaryota; Metazoa; Chordata; Mammalia; Rodentia; Sciuridae
Gene: Synpo
Product: synaptopodin
Biological process (GO): spine apparatus assembly; positive regulation of actin filament bundle assembly; modification of dendritic spine
Cellular component (GO): stress fiber; Z disc; nucleus
Molecular function (GO): actin binding
Source: RefSeq, a predicted model, not a curated record